Messenger RNA from Colletotrichum truncatum, 1032 nucleotides. The record is from RefSeq and is a predicted model, not a curated record. NCBI's taxonomy places the organism in Eukaryota, Fungi, Ascomycota, Sordariomycetes, Glomerellales, Glomerellaceae.
AUGACUGACAAGUAUAUCCUGCGGGUCACAGCUGGCCCAAAUUACGACGCAGACUCACAAGUCGAAGUACCCGUCAACAAGCCACAGCCCAUCAAGAUCAGCACUGAAUUGGCCGACAUUGAACUCAAUGUGCGGAUACAGAAAUACGCUGGUUUGCCCCGCCAGUCGCCCGAGACAUCGUCUUAUUUUUCCACCGAGCCACAUGCGACCAACAAUGACCAGUACAGCAUUUCAUUCCGCUUCACACCUAAGAAGCCUGAAGGUGCCACGGGGGAGGGCAUUUCUGCCGCUGACCUUCAGUUCGGCAAUGAUUUUGAUCAUCCUAUCAGAGACCGUCUGCCUCCCGGCUUCAACACGGCCAUGAACAUCGUCAAGUGGUGGAUUGACCCCGGUCUAGAGGGCGACGCGUACGCUGAUACCCCGUAUCUCUACGGCCCAGCCUUGAGUUCCUUUAAUGUAGUCCAUGCGGGUGCUGGUACCUAUGAUGAGCAAAAAGGUGGCCUCUGGUUUGAAGAGGGAGGCGACGACGACGGUAUGGAGAUGAGAGAGAAGAUCGGGGCACCCACCACGUCCAAGGAGCGCAUGAAAUGGGCGCUCAGGAAAGACAGCAAGGAGCAGUGGCUGUUUGAAUACGGGAAGACUUACGGCAUGGACUUUUUCAACCCGUACCUUGACUUCUCGAACCUCUCGCUCCGCCUGCCUGGCUUCCAGCUGGCCAUUAUGAAAUACUGGGACGGACAAGGCCUACGGGAAGGAGAGCCAAAGCGCUCACACCAGCUUAGAUACGUUCUUCGGAACCGCUCGACCGACCAGGUCUACCUUGUCAUUCUGUUCACCAUCCAUUACCAAGCCGACAUCAAUGAAGACGGCUCGAUCAAGGCCGGAGCGGAAGGGCCCAAGGCUGGUGACCUGCCUUCGUCCUCCGAAGACCACCACAACGCCCACGACGAGACCAAAGCCCUUGAUGAGGCUAGAAAGCAAAUGGGGCCUGCUUCACACGAGACCGAGACAAAUGAUGAUGAUGUAGACUAA